AUUUAUGAUGUUACCACUGACUUGCACUGCUUGUACAUGUGAAACGUCAAGGCACAUUUCAAUGAGUUUAUGAACCCAAUGAAUAUAUACAUAUUAUGCUGUGAAUUCAUCUAGCGUGACUUUUGGUUUCCAUAAAGGCUUGAAUUUCAUAUAACUAAGUAAUAAUGAGUUUUGGUUUGCCACCACUUGUUCCAAAACCUACUGUAAACGAUCAGUUCAACGUUCAUGAUGACAAUUAUGGUAUACCUAAUCCAAUGGUUUCAGGAUUAACAGCAUCUAGGCAGCACAUAGGUUAUGCACAUCCAUUGGAAGCAUCUGAGAGAAGUUAUGAGAAAAAUCGUACUCGCAUGAACAUGGUGUUAUUAAGAAACACACAAGGAUUACAUGCUCCAAUGCGUCUAGCAAUGGAAUUAAAAGCUACUGAAAAAAUUGGAAGACUUCCAUUUCUUCCAUCAUCACACAUGAUGAAAGAUGUGUUACUUGGAAAGGAUGAAGAAAUAGGGUUUGAAGACAUAUUAAACAUACCUGAAUUUAAAGAACAAAUGGGGCAACCACAUGCUGUUGUUGAAAAAAGUCUUGGAAUAUUAUAAACACGGAUAUUUCUAUUUCUAAUGAGUUUGGCUUUGUAUUAUUGAAUAUCUUAAGUAACAAUAAAUGUUUGGUUCUUAUAA
This is a messenger RNA of Bombus huntii, 671 nucleotides long. It is a transcript of the gene Pomp, whose product is annotated as proteasome maturation protein. The record is from RefSeq and is a predicted model, not a curated record. Gene Ontology annotation, biological process: proteasome assembly. Gene Ontology annotation, cellular component: cytoplasm; nucleus. The transcript is spliced from 5 exons. Bases 165 to 590 code for a protein of 141 amino acids. Lineage: Eukaryota; Metazoa; Arthropoda; Insecta; Hymenoptera; Apidae.